Messenger RNA from Zea mays, 1564 nucleotides. RefSeq lists its product as uncharacterized. The record is from RefSeq and is marked validated. Gene Ontology annotation, molecular function: acyltransferase activity, transferring groups other than amino-acyl groups. Bases 15 to 1421 code for a protein of 468 amino acids. NCBI's taxonomy places the organism in Eukaryota, Viridiplantae, Streptophyta, Magnoliopsida, Poales, Poaceae. The transcript has a single exon.
CUGGACUCAAAAACAUGCCUGCCGUAGGAUCCUGUGAUGUGUCCAUUCGCGUGUUGAGUCGGCGGCUUGUGAAGGCAUCCGACCCCUCCCUCCAGCCGCACGUCGUCACCUUCUCAAACCUAGAUCUCUACCCGGACAACGUGCAGGCCUCCAUAGUGUGCCUCUACCCCAAGCUGUCAACAAAGUCCGGCCCGGGCGGCGGCUUCGACGCCGUCGUCUCCACCUUCGAGGCCGUCCUGCCGACCUUGCUUAACCACUUCUACCCUCUCGCCGGUCGCAUUGUCGUCAACCCAAGCUCCGGCGUCCCCGAGCUCCACUGCCACAACCAGGGCGCGGAGCUCGUGGUGGGAGAGGUCGGCGUCGCCCUGGGCAGCCUGGAUUACGGUCUUGCCGAGGAGUCCCUGAAGAAGAUCAUGAUGCCGUACCCUGAGGACGUCACGCUCUCGGUGCAGCUGCUGUCCUUCGCGUGCGGCGGCUUCUCCGUCGUGUGGGCCAACAACAACCUCCUCAACGACGGCAACGCCAUCACCAUGUGCGUCAGGAUGUGGUCCGAGCUGGCACGGGCCGGCGGGAGCAUCGCCACCGUGGGAGCGGUGUCAGUGAACCACGACCGCUCGAUGUUCCGCCCCCGCAACCCGCCGGCCUACAGCGACGCGCUCGACGCCAUGUUCGCCACGUACGACGACCACCGGACGGUGAACGCCCUGACGGCCGCCGCCAGCUUCGUGGAGCGCCUCUACUACGUCGAGGCGGCCGACAUCGCCAAGCUGCGGGACAUGGCCACUGUCACCGAGCUCCAGCGUCCCUCACGCGUCCAGGCGGUGUCCGCCUACUUGUGGAAGGUCCUCGCCGCCGUCGUGGCCGCGUGCCGCGUGCCCGAGGAGCGGUGCUGCAUGGGCUGGAUGGUGGACGCUCGGCGGCGGGUGAAGUCGCCCGAGCUGAUCCCCGCGAUGCGCAACUACUUCGGCAACGUCACGGCCUACGCGCUGGGCGGCGCGGCCGUGGAGGAGAUCCGGCGGAAGCCGCUGGCCGAGGUGGCGGCCAUGGUGCGGGAGACCAUCACGUCCAUAGACUACGACGAGUACCUGCAGGAGCUGGUGGACUGGGUGGAGGUGCACAAGACGGAGCACGUGAUGGAGAAGGGCGUCCUCGGGCUGGGCUCGCCGACGUUGAACCAGACCGUGUUCGCGUCGUUCCCGCUCGACACGAACUUCGGCUUCGGCGACGCCGCGCUCGCGCUGCCCAUCUGCGACUAUGGGAGGCUUUGUUCGGGCUACCUGUCCGUCGGAGCGCGGCCUGGAGGCGACGGCUCCUGGCUCCUCAGCGCCUACAUUUGGCCGCAGAUGGCGGCGGCGCUGGAGUCGGACGGCGUCUUUAAGCCUCUCACGGCGGAGUAUCUCGGUCUCACAGUCACACCCUAGCGGCGACGUGGUCGAUCUACAUGCGCUGCAUGCAUAUCAGAUCAGAAUCAUGCAUGCGCGCUACCUUGCAUUGUGUACGUCGUUCGUGUAAUAAUGUUGCAUGGUCUCGGGCCAGUGCUAAAUAAAAAUCUCUGUUAAUUUUC